CGUCGAGCAGAGUCCGAGUGCCUCUUCCCCCGAUCUCGUACGCAGCUGCCGUUUUCGGAGGAACGGUUCAUGGACCCCGUCAGCGCACUGAACUUGGCGGUCAUGGGCCACUUCAAGCCUCACGGGAACCAGGGGGAGGAGAUGCCCCUCAGUUUCCAGGAUGCCGACUUGGGAGGAGGUGCUGGUUUCGCCAUCGAGGUCACGGUGUGCGACCUGAAGGUCGUGGGGCCGAGGUGCGACAGCAAGAAGAUUGCGAAGAGGGAGGCGGCCCACCUGGCCGUGCGGAGGCUCGUCGAGAUGGCAGCUGGCGACGCCUGACACAUCUCGGCGUAGCCUUGGCGCGCGGCGCGCGGGCGCGCCGGCACUCCCGGGCACGAGAGAGCCGCGGGGUCCAGGGCCCGCCCCCGAGAGGCCGGGCGCUUGCCCGGGGGAGCGGCGGCGGCGGGAGCCAAGCAA
Molecule: messenger RNA, 456 nt
Organism: Prorocentrum cordatum
Lineage: Eukaryota; Dinophyceae; Prorocentrales; Prorocentraceae
Source: the annotation of a GenBank genome assembly